UGUUUCCAUCAACUCCAACAUCCGCGUGUAUUGGCGAUGGAGGCAAAACUCAAAAGCUUGAAGGUGGCGGACCUAAGGGAGCUGUUGAAGGGCCAGACUUUGCCGACGAAAAUAACCAAAAACGACCUCAUUACGCGUAUAAUGGCGAGCAAGGAGGCUCAAGAGGCUUUCAACGCAAAAUACGCUCCCAAAGACGACCUUCUCGCCCCGCCAGAAGAUCUCGACUGGGAUGCAGACCAGGUUGCUGCCGAACCUGAAGUGGUCGCAGUUACUGAGCCAGAAACACCUGCACCCACACCUCCGGAGCCCGCGCCCAAAACCACUGUAGAACCCAUUGCUACCGAAACUGUUGUCUCGCCACCUUCCACGACCGAAAAGGCCGAAGACCCAGAACUUGCAAAACGAAAGCAACGCGCUGAACGCUUUGGUAUCCCACUUGUCGAGCCACGGAAGCCUGUUGAGAAGCAACCCAAGAAAACUACGCCCACCAAAGCAGCCAAUGGGAAUUUGAAAGAGACUGAAGAGAAGCUGAAUUCGCGUGCUGCUCGAUUCGGAACGGGAAAGAAACGUCCAGCGCCAGCUGUCGAGGAAGUUGAUGCAGAAGAGCAAGAAAGAAGACAAAAACGAGCAGAGCGUUUUGGGAUUAAACCAUAA
Mycena indigotica is the source of this 654-nucleotide messenger RNA. RefSeq lists its product as uncharacterized. Gene Ontology annotation, biological process: poly(A)+ mRNA export from nucleus. The transcript is spliced from 4 exons. NCBI's taxonomy places the organism in Eukaryota, Fungi, Basidiomycota, Agaricomycetes, Agaricales, Mycenaceae. Bases 37 to 654 code for a protein of 205 amino acids. The record is from RefSeq and is a predicted model, not a curated record. Gene Ontology annotation, cellular component: nucleus.